This is a messenger RNA of Besnoitia besnoiti, 7047 nucleotides long. RefSeq lists its product as uncharacterized. Bases 1 to 7047 code for a protein of 2348 amino acids. The transcript is spliced from 8 exons. Lineage: Eukaryota; Apicomplexa; Conoidasida; Eucoccidiorida; Sarcocystidae. The record is from RefSeq and is a predicted model, not a curated record.
AUGCGAUGGGGCUGGAAGGUUGACGGCCUUCCGCGGCUUGUCCCUCGCAGCAGGCGACGGCGCGAGUUGCUUCGGCUGUGGCGUUUCUGUGCGGAGAAAAAGCCUCCUUCUCUUCUUCCGCUUGCUGUGGCGCUCGUUCGUCUGUGCCCCUCUGCGCUGCGGUCUGAGGAACUCUGCGUCUAUCGGCGCUUUGAAAGGCUAUUCUAUCACCUGCAUGUGCAUCUUACUCGCGUCUGCGCGAAGCACAGUGCCGGCGCGUCUUCUUCCACGCGAGGCCGCGGCCGCCAGGCAACGACAAAAGGGGACUUUUCCUCCCUGGGCGCCCUCCUCUCCGCGCGCGCUCGUGUGACGCCGUGCGUCGACUCGCUCCUGGAGGCUUUAUUUGAAGCGAAGCAGUCUCAGAGGCCCGAUCGGCCUCCGUCGCCCGCUGCCGCCCUGCUGGCUGGUGGGGGCGGACGCCCGGAGACGCGCCGCAGCGCCGCGGGCUCGGUCGCGCCCUCGCUUGUCUCUUGCCAACGAGUGCGAGCCGGAAGCGAAGACGGAGCGGGUGAAGGCCUCGAAAUUUUGGAGAGCCGUCCCGCAGCGAGCAUCGGGCGCGCACACGGAGGAGGGCAGUUGCGCGCGCACCUUUUCUCGCUCUUUGACCUCCUUCAGCGCCGGAUGCCAGCCUUCUCCCGCCUCCACCGCAUGCGCCUCCGGCGCCGCUUGCGGAAGACUGGCGCGCUGCUAACGCGCGCGCUGCAGCAGGCGCCUGAGGCUCGCGGCAGCCGCGGAAGAGUCUUGAGGCAGGGCUCUGCCGAGGGCGGGCGGCGAGAGGCGCUCUACGGAGUGGCGGGCGACUGGCGACAGGACGCAGGUGGGAUCGAAAACGAAGGACAGCCUCGCUGGCAAGAGGCGAUACCGGCCGCCGCGCCACGCCGAAGCCUGACGGAAGGAGAGCGGGGUGAUGACAACCGCCCCGCGCAUAGAGCGGAGACAGACGGCGGAGAAGGCAAAGAAGAUCAGACCGAGCGAGGCGCAGACGCGAGCGCCGCUGGGAGCCCGCAGGGCUGCAGGAGGGAGCUCGGCAACGGGCUUGAAGGCGCGGCGGAGAGCGGAGGCGAAGGCGACGAAACGCCGCCUCAGUCUGCGAACCCGCUCCGCGGACAGCAGCCCCCUUCGCGGGGCUUCAACGUCUCGCCGUUCUGGAGCUCACACGGGCUCGCCUUCGUUCCCCCUGAGCUGCGGAUUCAGCGUCGCGCCUGCAACCUCCUCCGGGCGCUGCGGCGCGCGGAUUCGCCACGCGUCGCCUCGCAGCUGAUUGCGCGCCUCCUGAAGCUUCCAGUCGUCGCGUCGGCUCGAGAGGCGCCUCGCGCUGCCUCUGCAGCUGCGGCUUCCUCCCCUCCCCGGGUGCCUCUCGCAGUUGUGAGCGCGCGAGGAGGGAAGGGCAGCGCGCGCGCGCGGCGUGGAAGCGAAGACGGGCGACCAGACGCGGAGUUCGCGCAGGCCGUUUUCGGGGCGCUGUACAUGCGAGCCUUGGCAGACACUCAACGCCUGGGCGCGUGGGCCGCGAGCCGGCGCCUGUGGCAAGAGACGCUGCGACUGGCCGCUUCCGCGAGGCAGCGCGAGCGCUUCUGGAGAGAGACUGUCUCCCUGAUGGGCUCCACUGAGGCCCUGUUGGCAGGCGUCGUGGGGGGCUGUCGCGCGCUCGCGCACUGCGUAGGGAGGCGAGGCUCGCGAGCCGCGGAGAAGGCGAACUGCGAGCGAGAGGCGGACGCGCCGGAGUCCUGUCUCGCGCUCUUGAGUUACUUCGCUUCGCUGUUUGGUCCGCGCGUCGUCGUUUCGACGCCUUCAAGAACCGAAGCAGACGCGCGGGAGAACGCAGAAGAGACGCGCGACCACCGCGAGCGCCGAGGGGAGAGAGAGACGAGGCAGGGCAAUCACGCCAGGGAUGGCAAGCUCGAGGUUCCACCGAGAGACGCGUGCGAGGCGAGAGAGAGGAAGAGGGGCGGCGGCCAGGAGACAAGCCAGGCGAAGCACGCGGCGGCGUUUGCGCGCGAGAUCGCGCGAGCCAGGUCUCUCAUCGUCGCGUCCAUCCUGGAGGCACACCUGAGGCGCGGCGACGCGCACAGGGCGACUCUGCGCGGCUUGGAGUUCCUCGAAGAGAGAGGAAUUUUGCCGCGACACGCUGCCGAUGGACCCAGCUCUAUGUCCCCCGCCGCGUUGCUCUUGGAAGACGCACAGGCCGUGGAGAAGCUGCUGCAGGCGUUCGCCCUGGCGGGCAGGGCGCGCGAGGCGCUCGCCCUCCUCCGCCUCACUCUGCCGCAGCUGACCGCCGCGCUGCGGGGAGCGUGGAAGAAUGCAUUCCUAUUCGGCCGCGGAGAAGAAGAGGGUUUUGAACAGGAGGCCCUGGCGACGAGCGGAGGCUCAGCGGCAGAGGCCACAGACGCGCGACGCAGCGUUGAAGAACCUGAGGAAGGAGCGCGUAGGGGAGAGGAGGAAGCUCGCGGCGACACGCGGGAGGCAGAAGGCGACCGCGCAGCGCAGAGAGCCCUGGGAGAUGAAGCGUGCAACGCAGGCGAAGAUGCAGAUGCCGCCGAGGCAGGAAGGAGUGAGAGGCAGGCGACAGACGCGUUUCGCGAGGACAUGGAUCGCCUGCCUGACGCGGCGCGUCUCCUCGCGCCCCUCUUCUCUUCGUCUUCUUCUGCUUCGCGCUCACUCGACGCGCGCCUGCGUCAGGAGCUUGCGCGCACUGCGCCGGCCGCAGCGUUUUCGAGUCCCUCCGGUGCGUUGCCGUGGCUCGGCUGUGCGGCGUUCAAGUCGGCGGCUUCCUCGCAGCCUCUCCCCGGGCCGCUUCUGCUGCUAAUCGAAUGCCAGCAAGCCCUCCGGCGAGCGACGCAGCGCGUCUUGGAGGCGACCGAAGCCGCGGCAAUUGCGCAUAAAGCGCGAGAGGACCGAACAGGAGCAGGGGCUUCCCCGGGCUGCCGCGAACGAGACGACAGCGAAGGACACGAAACAGAAGGAGACAAAGACGAAGGACACGCAACUGAAGGAGACGGCGACAGAGGAGAUGGAGAGAGUGAAGCUACGAGGGAAACAGAGAGGGAGAUCGCGGGUGGAGAGGCGCUGGAAGAGACGAAGGAAGAGGGUCAGGCAGAGGUGACGAGAGCAGGCGAACGCGAAGUUUCGGCUGACGUCCUUUCUCUUGUGCGGCUGACGCGGGAGACUCUUCAGUGCCUGUUGGGACGAGAGGGUGGAGUUCGUUCAGCGUGCGAAGGAAUUCGUGCGGCGGCUGAAGGAGGAGAGGCCGCCGCGCAGAAGGCGCAGGGAAGAGUCCAGUCGUCGUACGGAGCAGGCGGCGGAGCGUCCGCGGAAGACAAGACGACGUGCAGCCCUGGACGUCGAGCAGAGCACGAAUUCGAGCCGGCAGAGAGUCGAGACGCCCCAGCGACAGGAGGCGCGAAGAGCAAAGAGGAACGGGAGCAGCAGAGAAGCGCAGAAAAAAGUGCAUCGGGCACGCCAGAAACUGCCGCGCGCUCGCGGCCACAGGGGCGAGAGACGCGCCUUGGAGAAGACUUGAAGCUCGAAAUGGAAGAAAUUUUGGGCGUUUUGCCCGAUGCUGAUUUCGUCACGCAAGGCCUCGUCGUGAGCAUCCUCGAAGGCGCGGGACUGACGGCCGAGGCGCUCAAAGCUCUCGACUCCUUCGCCUCCGCUGCUGCAGCGGACAGCCAGGCGGGCGCCUCGGCGGGAGACGCGCCGCCCAAUCGAGCCGAGACAGCAGCGGCAGCGCCAGACAGCGCCAAGAAUCGUUCAAACGAGGACUUGUGCGACUGCGGAGAGGCAGAGGAAGCUCGCGCAGAGGAGGCGAGUGCAGCGCGUGGUGAGGAAGCGACCGCUGCGCGGGGCCGCAAGGCCUUUUGGGAGUCUCAGCCCCCGAGGCCCGAGCCGGGAAGCGCCUUCACAAGGCAGCUACGCGCGCAGUGGCGCCGGCGACUCGACGCGGAGCGGAGGCACGGAGAGACUCGCGAUGCGGCGAGCGCGCGCGCGGGGCGGCUUGGAUGCCGUCGCUCGGUGGCCGCGUCCACGGCUCCGCUGCCUUUCCAGUUCACAGACUUUUGCGCGAAGCUCUGCCGAAGGCGACAGAACGCCGAGGCGGCGCUGCUGCGCGUCCUCAGGGGAAACGCGUCACCGUCACCUGAGAAGGACGUUUUGAUGCGCGCGGAAGCAGAGUGGAGGCGCGAGGAGCAACGCGGCAUGACGGCAGGCUCGCAGGCACCCGAAGAAACGCCCGCAAGCGGAGGGAGACGAGAACGAGGCUCAGCCGCCGCCGCCCUCGGGUCUCCCUGUAGCGCAGAGCUGCACCCGCGGCCGUCGGCGUCCUCUGCGUCUUGUCGGCCGGACUGGGCGAGCGCGGCUGCGGCGCGCGAGCGCGAGGCGCUGCGGCAGGCGUUGGUGGAAGCUCUGGAGCGGCGGCAGCGGCGACAAAAGUGGCGCCGCGACCUCUUGCUCUCUAGCAGAGUGCGGACGCGCAUGCGCUGGGCGGGCGCUCUCAACACCCCCUCUUCGCUGCCUCCGCCUUCCUCGUCGUCAUCCCUCUCCUCCCCUCCCUCCCCUCCCUCCCCUCCCUCCUCUCCGUCGUCUCCCUCCUCUCCGUCGUCUCUCUCUUCGUUUGCGUCGGCGCUGUCCUGCGUCGAGCGCGCGUGGCUCCGCGAGGGCCUCGUGGGUCCGCUGGAGGCGGUCGGGGGCCUCGUGACCCGCGCGCGGGCCGCGCGCGACUUCCCGCGCGUCGUCGCACUCUUCUGGGCUCUGUUUGCGCAGCGGGCGAGGCGCGAGAGGCCGCGAUUCCCUCCGCGAAGGGCUCGCCCCAGGGGCGGAGCCGAAGGAGAGACAGCAGAGGGGGCGGAGAGGCGCGCGGCGACAGAGGGACGCUCAAACGGAGAGCCGGGCGCCGACCGCGAGGCGCCGCGUGCCGCUGCGGAGGCGGCGGAGGCGGCGGAGGCGGCAGAGGCGAAGGCCGGCGCAGGACGCGAAGCACGUCUCGCGCGCGAGGAGACGGAGAGCCCGGAGGGACGUGGGGGAGGCGACGCGACGUUGGAAGACCUCGCGUUUCAUCGCGCAGUCCACGCGGCCAUGGAGGCGUACGAAGCGCUUGGCUUGACAGAUCUCGCGCAGGACGUGGCGGCGCUUGUGCUUCGGCGCGGGGCUGUGUCGCCUGCCGAGGCCGAGGCGCAGCUAGGGAGAGAGACGGCGGCGCAGGGGCCGCGCAGAGCAAAUGAGACAGAACGUCUGCGCGAGUCAAGCCAAGGCGAAGCACCGCUGCCGCCAGCGGGGAGCGCGACCCUCUCGCUCGCUGCGCCGUCUCUCCUGCACGUCGCCUGUCCUCUCUGCAUGCCGCCUUCAUCGUCUGCGGACGCGCUGCCGCAAGUCACAAUCGACGACUGCAACGCGUUUCUCGCAUUCCUCUGUUGCCGCAUGCGCCAUCUCUGCCUCGCCGGCCUCACGCCGGUUUCCGCGCACUCUUUGCAGCGGGACAGUCCGCCGCGCGAGGGUCUUUCUUCGAGUCCUUCACUCGCUUCGCCUGCAGAGGGGGGAGGCGGCUCCACAGACGCAGCCGCGACAGACGAAGGAAGCCUGGCAGACUCGGCGAGGGGAGAGAGAGAAGAAGCAGACGCGAGCGUGGAGGAAUUACGAGGCCUCGCUGAGGAGCUCGUCAAGCGCAUGCUGCACGACAAGACUUGGCCUGAUCCCGACGAGCGGACCCUUUGCGCGCUUGUGCGUCUCGCCUGCCUCUCGGGGGACGCGCCUUCGCUUCUGGACCUCCUGCGCGCCCAGACGCGUCUUCGGUUCUCCCUCUCUCGCCUCGACGCAGAGGCCGCCCUCGGCUCGACGGCGCUGCGCCGCCUGUGGGCGCUGCGUUCUUCUGAAGGUGAAAGGGCGUCUGCCGUCGCGAGCGGAGACGCCUCAGCGUCUGGGCGCUCGUCUGCGCCGCCUCAGUCGCGUGGAGACUCAGGUCGGAUGCUGGCGGCGCUCAAGAGCUUCCUGCUGCGGGGGGACGGCCGAGACAGAAGAAAAGACAUGCCGAGUCGUGGCGGCAGAGGCGAAGGCAGCGUGUCGUGCGGGCUCGCGCGCCAGGUCCUCGGGGUUCUGGAGAGGCGCCUGACGAGGAGACGAGAGACGACCUUACCAGCAGAGACAGGAAGCGAGGGAGAGAGCGAGGCCGGUCGCGCGACUUUCCGCUCUCUCCUGGGAGAUCGCGUGCACUCAGAGGACCUCGCGGAGGGCGGCUGCCGGGGCUCAAGAGAACGAGAGAACCGAUUUUCGUCGCCAGGCGGCGAGGAGGAAGGCGAGGCCGAGUGUGCGACGGAGAGGGACGCAGACGGGGGGCAGAGGGGGGGAGAGGAAGGAGCUGGGCAAGCAAAAGCCGGCGCGUGGACGGGCAGAGGAGAAGAGUCCUGCGAAGAACAGGAGAGCGAAGACCUCACUGUGAAGACAGACCUUGUGGCGUGGCUCAGCGUCAAUGACUUGUGGCAGCUGCUGCCGCAAGUCGUGCGGUGGGGGUCACCCGAGUCUCCGCGCAGGAAAAGAACGAACGGACUGGCGCAGGAGGCGAAGCGAGAAAACGGAGACUCUCUCACGCGCGAAGGAGCGGGGGCAGCCGCAAACGUCGGGCUUCAAAUCGACCUGCGGCACGUCCCACCGAUGCUCGUUGAAGCUGCGUUGACCGCGAUGGAGCCUGGCCUCGAGAGAGAAAUCGAAAAACUGAAAAGCGGCGAGCUCGCCUUUCUUUUCUUCACUCCCGGCGCGUACCCGUCCCGCGUGGCGGGCGCUCGGCUCGACAACCUGCGCCGCACCGCGGAGGUCUUUUCUUUUUUCCAGCGAGUGCGGCGGCCGGCGGCCCAGAGCAGCUGCAACUCGCCGCCGCCUCUCUCCCGACUCGCGCGCUGGGCUGUCUCUCUCCGCCGCCACCCGCGCCUGCGCGACUCGCUGCUCCUGGAGCCCCUCGCCGCGACCUCGGCGCAUGCAGUCCCCGAAGCAGCGGAGAAUCUGCCGACUGAAACCCCGGUGUAG